AUGUCGGGCUCGCCCUCCGCCAGGUUGUGUUUCACUCUCGAAGGCCUCAUAGGUGUACAAACUUCGCAAUCUCGCAAACGACUACUCAAUGGGAAGGCUCGAGGUCUCGUCAGAGACGCCAUACGCUUGAUCGACACAGGCAGCUUGCAACUCAUCCUCAGCGACCCGCCUGAUAUGCCUCUCCCGGACUUCGUGAUGACCCCGGACGCCAUCGAUAUCGUGACCAGCUUCACGUCCAUAAGCUACGGCGCGCAUCUCAUCGACCUCGGCUGCUCUGCGGUAUGGGAUGCCAUAGAACCGCUCGACGUGUGGCCGAGGGUCUUCCGAUGGUUCGCGUACCUCCUCCCGCUCAAUCAUGGUCUGUCGUUCACCUCCGUGCCCUCUCUGCGGUAUCAUGCGUACUGGCCGAAGGCCAUGGAGUGCAUGCUCAAGACCAUUCGGAGGGUGCUCGAAAUGCCGCCCGAGCGCGCGCGUCCUAUCCUGCUGUCAGGCGGGCACGACGUGAUCUCGGAUAUCAUGACCGUCUGGCUGCGCUGGCCUGAGGUGAUUGGCGAGGUCAAGGACGAGGAAGCGGCGGCGCUCAGAUCCCGCUGCAUCGACUCGAUGCAAGCGCUUUGGCUCGCCCUCCGCGUCGGUCCAGACGACGAGACUCUGACGCUAUUUUGCACGUAUAUGCUGCGCGCCGUCCACGGCAAGCCGCGGAAGCUUUUCCGCGUUAUAGACGCUCGUCUUCGUGACAUUACUGCUCGACUAGCCGACGCCAAUGAUGUUCAAGCCUGCGAUGAUGCGGCAUCCAUCAUGGUGGUAUCAUGCCUUUUUCUGAUGUACCCUGACCUGCAACUACGCAAAUUCCCUCGCGGAAUCAUCCGGUCUGCCACCCAUAUCCUCCGGAUGGCAGUUCGUGCGCAUACCAAGCUUCGCCUCAUCACAGCUGAGUUGAUCCAUCGCCUCUGGGCUCUAAGGGGUCGUGCACUUCUGCUUUCUCUCGACACUGGCAUUUUCACAACCAUCGCCGAGAUGGAUGCCGUGGACGCCGGGGUGGAGGAUAGCCUUCGCAAGCUACGUGAUCUCAUCAGCUAUUCGCUAUCCUAUCCCGAAGCCGUGAGACGCUUUCACGAUGGGCUUCCCGAAGCGGCGUGGUGGCAAGGGUACCUCCCCGAAGAGCAAACGCUGCUCGAACUCGCUGCCAACAGACACCCCGAACUAGCGCCCCUACGGCCGCGCGACGCAUACUUCAUGAGAGUGAUCGCCUUCGACUACGUCAGGCGACAUUGGGAGGACAUCUCCGCAGAAAUAGGCCCCGAGGGUCUGACGAAGACGCCGAUCAUGACGGUGGACCACGCGUUUGAGACGAAGCGGCUGGACUUGCAGGUCCAUGAUGUCUCGCGGACCCUAUUCCAUCCCGCACUACAGCAUGGCGAGUGGGAUCGUUAUGGCGGUAACGCGAUGGGAGCGAGCCUAACUCUCAUCGCCCUUUCGAGCUCCUCGACAUCUUCUGUGCCGUCCGACAAGCCCACGUUGAGCUUUACCUUGCGCGGAAUGCCGUCCUGGGCAGCUGACAUCGCUCAACUGAACCACGCCCUCGACAGCAUACAGCGAAGCCGUCUUCCUGGUGCGCUCAAGGGCAACAAGCAGCACCACGUCAAGACCGCGAAUAAACUUCUCGCCUCCCGUCCGCUGCACUUCCUGCUAGAGGAGCCGUAUGAUAUCCAUAUCUUCCUCCCCGCCUCUGUGGACUCACGCCAAGGCAUCAUCGACGCACUCACCGCGCUCAAAUCCCUGCAAAAUGUAGCGGACGAUGGCCUCAGCUCACUCUGGACGUUCGACGACAGCAUGUGGGCGCGUUCGCUCCGCUGGUUCCUGUCUCUCUACCCCAUCUAUAGCCUGUCCAACGCUCUUGACGUCUUCGAUGCGAUGGAGAAGUCCGCGGUCGAGACGUUCAUCGGCGUCCUCGACAGCGUGACACGUCUAUCGCCUUCAGAAGCACGGGAGGCGCUUCUGAACGACGAUCGCCAUGCCCUGCAUCUUCUCUUCGCGCUGUGGGUCCGCUGGCCGAUACGCAUACAGAGCUUGGGCAUGAACGUAUACGGCUCCAUUUCCUGCCAGGAUGUCAUGUAUGAUGCAUGGACGUGUUUUCCCAUGGAAGUCACCGAGGAGAUAUUCGUCAGACCAAUUCUGCACAUGCUGGGCGAUCGACCGAAGCGACUCUCCCGCCUCUGCGCCACUCAUCUCAACAUACGCACUUCGGCCGGAAGUAUUGGCCGCGCCGGCCUGGUGAACCAGGUGAAUCUGAUGAAGAGCAUGACGCUGCUUUGCGACUCGGGCGCGCAUGGGCUCUCCGGAUCCUAUAUCGCGGCGCUCAUCAACUCCUUGGACGACGAUCUCAGCAUCUCCCCGGACACACACGAGCUCUGGACGUGCGUUCUCCAAACACUUACCGAGAUGUGUUUCCGGUCCGACUAUGCCGUCGCCUUUGCCUCAAAAUAUGGCCUCUUCGCGCUUCUAGUCCGCGUGCGGCGCCUCUGCCACCCGCUUCUGGCGAACCCCAGUCAAUCGAACCCAGAGGUCAGUAUCACAUGCAUGGUGUUGACGCUCCUUGGCGACGGCCUCUUUCAUCGACGCGCUGUGAAGGGCUUCCGUGAAGCACAGAGUCGCUAUGCCACCCGCAUGCCCGACGGGCCGCUACGGGUCGACGAGCAAGCUGUCGUGACCCUUGGAGAGCGGCGAUCAGGAAUGGCGCGCGAUAGCUAUCUGCAGUAA
This is a messenger RNA of Schizophyllum commune H4-8, 2760 nucleotides long. RefSeq lists its product as uncharacterized. NCBI's taxonomy places the organism in Eukaryota, Fungi, Basidiomycota, Agaricomycetes, Agaricales, Schizophyllaceae. The record is from RefSeq and is a predicted model, not a curated record. The coding region runs from base 1 to 2760 and encodes 919 amino acids. The transcript has 7 exons.